CACAACAUUUAGAUUAAAACACUUAAAUCAAACGAGAGCAAUGUUUCAUGUUAAGUUUUCCAUUCUCAUUUAAUUCAUUAAAUACGGAACUAACGGAAAAUUACAUUCCGGAAACGCCACCACCGCGACGUCGACUUCCACAUCCGGGUCACGUUCUCCUCAUGCUGUAGCAAGCAAGCAUGGCGGCGAAAAACAAGCAACGUAAAAAAUCUAAAGCGAGCAAUAAAGUCACAUUUCAGCCCGCAGAAGACGACAUGCAGGCCGAAAACAGUGGCGGGGAGGAAGACGAAGAUCCGGCAGAUGAUGGAGAGGAAGACAAGGGGCAGACAGAAGAGGAAGAGUUCAGCCUGGACGAGGUUUUACGGCUGGGAGGAACACAGGGCGACUACAUCCUGCUCGCAGGGCUGAACGACUCCAACGAGCUCGUGGACGGAGGAAAGAAAGGAGCGAUAGACGACCUGGCGGAGGGCGAACUCGAGAAGUUCAUCACCAAACUGGGCCUCCGAGCGUUCGCCGGAGUGCAGAUCAUCCCGGACGAGCCCGAGGGCGACGACGCUGACGCCGACGCCGACGAGACAGAAAGUAAAGAAAGUCAAAAGGCCAAAGCAAAGAAAGCUUCUGCAGAGCAACAAACAUCCAACGCUCCGCAGAAAGUUACCAACAAGCAGGAGGUGAAAGAGAAGGCGAAGAAGACUAAAGAGAAAAAGAAGCAGAACGUGAAUGUUUUUGAGUUUCAGCAGAGGAAGAUCCUGCUCGUCAAACCCGGGGGGAAGUGGUUCGACCUGGAAUACACCGCCGAGGGCUCGUCGACCGCGCAGGAUCCCUCCCUGGUGUCCCAGUACAAGACGCUCGCCCAGCAGCUGUUUGAGGCCGACGUGUCGCUCUACAAGAGCAAGAAGAACCUGCAGAAAGGAGCCAACUCCAACUGGAUGAAGACGGUCGUCUCCUCCGGCGUGCUGGCGGACAGGAUGGCGGCCAUGACGGUGCUGAUCCAGGACGCUCCGGUGCACACGGUGGACCAUGUGGAGAACCUGGUGUCCAUGGUGAAGAAGAAGGGCAGCCGGCGGAUGGGGCUGAUGGCGCUGGACACGCUGCGGGAGCUGCUGCUGUCCGACCUGCUGCCGGAGCACAGGAAGCUCCGCGCCUUCGCCGAGCACCCGUUCGACCAGCUGGAGGAGAAGGCCAGCGGCAACCGAGACGCCCGCGACCGCCGCCUCAUCCUCUGGUACUUCGAGCACCACCUGAAGCACCACGUGGCCGAGUUCGUGGCGGCUCUGGACACGGUGGCUCACGACACGGUGGCGGCCACCAAGGCGAAGGCGCUGGCGACCGCCCACGAGAUGCUGUGCAGCCGCCCGGAGCAGGAGAGGGCGCUGCUCAUCCAGGUCGUCAACAAGCUGGGAGACCCCGAGUACAAGACGGCGGCAAAAGCGUCGUACCUGCUGGAGUCGCUGCUGCACAAACACCCCAACAUGAAGGCGGUGGUGAGCUGCGAGGUGGAGCGGCUCAUGUUCCGGCCCAACAUCAGCGCGAAGGCGCAGUACUACGCCGUCUGCUUCCUCAGCCAGGUGAUGCUGAGCCACGAGGAGGCCAACCUCGCCGCCAAACUCAUCACCAUCUACUUCUCGUUCUUCCGCGCCUGCGUCAAGAAGAAGGACAUUGAGUCGAAGAUGCUGAGCGUGCUGCUGUCGGGCGUGAACAGGGCGUAUCCCUACGCCGGCACCGGAGACGAGAAGGUGAAGGAGCAGCUGGACACGCUGUUCAAGGUGGUUCACCUGGUGAAGUUCAACACGGCCGUGCAGGCGCUCAUGCUGCUCUUCCAGGUGAUGGACUCCCAGCAGAGCAUCUCGGACCGAUACUACGUGGCGCUGUACAGGAAGCUGCUGGACCCCGGGCUGUCGUCGUCCUCCCGGCAGAGCAUGUUCCUCAACCUGCUGUACAAAUCUCUGAAGGCCGACAUCGUGCUGCGGCGCGUCAAAGCCUUCGUGAAGCGGCUGCUGCAGGUCAGCGCCGAGCAGAACGCCAGCUUCGCCUGCGGGGCGCUCUUCCUCGUGUCGGAGGUCAUGAAGGCCAAACCGGCCCUCAAGAUCCUGCUGCUGGAGGACGGGGACGAGGAGGAGGAGGCGUUCAAAGACCUCGCCGAAGAGGAUGAUGAAGAUGAAGAGGAGCGCUUUGUGGACGCAGACAAACCGGAGGAAGAAGCGAGUGCAGAGGCAGUGGAGGCAAAGCCCAGUGCAUCAUGGGUACAUCACCAGAACCUGGACGGAGGAAAGCGUCUGCAGAACUACGACCCGCUGCACAGAAACCCGUUAUUCUGCGGCGCCGACCACACGUCCUUAUGGGAACUGCAGAGGCUCUCCGUGCACUUCCAUCCUUCUGUGUCGCUGUUUGCGAAAGCGAUCCUGCAGGGAGACUCCAUCUUGUACUCCGGGGACCCGCUGCAGGACUUCACCCUCACCAGGUUCUUGGAUCGCUUCGUCUUCAGAAACCCCAAACAGCUGAAGGGGAAACAAAACACGGACGCUGCAGGGCUGACGCCCAAACAGAGAGCUCCUCUCAGCUCGUUACCAGUGAACUGUGAAGAGUUUCUGUGUAAAGAAGAGAGUCAGAUCCCCGUGGACGAAGUCUUCUUCCAUCGCUUCUUCAAGAAGCGUCAGCAGGAGAAGCAGCUGAAGAUCCGCCGGCCGCGAGGAGACGGAGACGACGACAGCGUGGAGGACGUGGACGACGAGGAGUUUGAGAAGAUGCUCGACUCGUGUGAGGGAGACUCGUACUUCACCGAGAUGGAAGACGAGCUGGACUUUGCAGGAAAUGUGAAGACGAAGAAGAAGAAGAAGAAAGACGUGGAGGAGUCGGACUCGGACGGCUCUGACAUGGACGACCUGGACGACGAGGAAGUGUCUCUGGGCAGUAUGGACGAGGAAGACUUCGGAGACGAGCUGGAGGACGAAGGAGGGACGUUCAUGGAUCCUGACGGAGGCGGAGAUGAAGACGACGAUGACGAAGUUCCACAGCUGGAGGACGAUGCAUUCGGAGAAUCAGACGAUGAGAUGGAAGUUCCUGAUAUCACUCCUCGUGCCAAGAAGGGGAAACGGAAAUCCUCCGAGGAGCUCGACUUCUCUUCAGGCACGACGCAGGCGAAGAAGAAGAAGAAGGGGAAGACAGACGCCGCCAUGUUUGCUUCUGCAGAAGAGUUCGGCUCCCUGCUGGACGAGAACGCCGGAUCCAAGUUUGACAACAUUGGACUGAACGCGAUGGCGAACACCGACAAAGCCGGCCUGAAGCAGUUGAAGUGGGAGGCGCAUCGCGACGACUGGAUGCAAGACCGCGACGACAAAACGAUGCGCAAGAAGAAGACCAUGUUCAACAAGAAGAAGACGUUCGGUCGAGCCAGGACGGGAGGCAAGACGUUCGGCGGCAAGACGUUCGGGAACAAGAAGAGGAAGAAGUAGCUGCUGCGUUUGUGGAUUGUUUUAAAAAACUGACACUUCAGUCCCGUUUGGCCGACCAGGCCUCGUGGUCUUUCUCCCGGAGGCCGUAGACGCCGGCCCACUCGUUGGACUGGUAGUAAACUGAGGAGAGAGACGAGCACAGAGUUAGUUUGACUUUUGUCUCAACGGGAGGAAAUAUGACCUGAAGAGACGUGUUUGUCGUGGUUACAGGUUUCCAUCUGCACAUCAUGUCCACAGUUCAUACAUGUACAGAACUUACAGCUCGUAACAUUUUCUGAUGCUGUUUAUACGAUUUCAUUGAGUAGAAUAAAGUGCCCAUAUCUUCAGUUCUGGUUAAAUAAACUCAUUUAAAACGGUUA
Molecule: messenger RNA, 3811 nt
Organism: Cottoperca gobio
Lineage: Eukaryota; Metazoa; Chordata; Actinopteri; Perciformes; Bovichtidae
Gene: cebpz
Product: CCAAT enhancer binding protein zeta
Exons: 17
Coding region: 180-3452 (1090 amino acids)
Cellular component (GO): nucleus
Source: RefSeq, a predicted model, not a curated record